Manacus vitellinus (golden-collared manakin) is the source of this 553-nucleotide messenger RNA. RefSeq names its product group IIE secretory phospholipase A2. The coding region runs from base 128 to 553 and encodes 141 amino acids. Gene Ontology annotation, biological process: arachidonate secretion; lipid catabolic process; phospholipid metabolic process. Lineage: Eukaryota; Metazoa; Chordata; Aves; Passeriformes; Pipridae. Gene Ontology annotation, molecular function: phospholipid binding; calcium ion binding. The transcript is spliced from 4 exons. The record is from RefSeq and is a predicted model, not a curated record.
AAUAUGGUGAAGAUUGUCAAUAUUUGCCCUCCAAAGGAGGGGCCUUGCCAAAGGUACACAGUGACUAUAAAAGGUGUGACCGGCAGCACGUCAGGUUCACCAAACCCUGGAGCUGCCACUACCAGACAUGAAGCUCUUCUCACUUUUCCUCUUCUUUGUAGGACUGGCCCUCACCAGCUGCAACGUGCUCCAGUUUGGAGCGAUGAUUAAGCACGAGACCGGGAAAUCUCUGCUGUCUUGCAAUGGUUACGGCUGUUAUUGCGGCUUGGGGGGAUCCAAAAAGCCCCUGGAUGCCACCGACAGGUGCUGCCAUGCCCACAAUUGCUGCUAUGAGAAGUUGGCUUCCUCACACUGCAGUCCCAAAGUGGUCACCUACAAAUACUUCCUCCGGGGAAGCCGAAUAACCUGCAGAACCGGGAACCAGUGCCAAACAGCGACCUGUGCAUGCGACAAGAAGGCAGCUGAGUGUUUCCAGAGGGCAGCUGGGACCUACCACAAUUCUUACAAGAAUUAUCCCAACUUUAAGUGCAAGGGCCGAGCACCCUCCUGCUAA